Molecule: messenger RNA, 408 nt
Organism: Funneliformis mosseae
Lineage: Eukaryota; Fungi; Glomeromycota; Glomeromycetes; Glomerales; Glomeraceae
Source: the annotation of a GenBank genome assembly
AUGGACGAAGUUAAUGUUGAAACGUGUUAUAAUUUAUCUUAUUUCAAAGACCUUAUGAAAGAAUAUAGAAAGAUAGACGAUAAUAUCAUGCUAAGGAUGAACACCACUAAUACGCAUUCGGAAGCCGCUUGUGCGGAUUUUUUCAAACAAUUAUCCGAUGCUUAUCAAAAGAGAGAACGGAUUUUAGAUGCUGAACUUGAAAAAAAGCAAAAAGCGUUAGAUGAUGAUCCAUUUGAUAACAACUUAAAAAAUCAAAUGUUUGUUGAUGAAUCAAAGCGAAGAAUGAUUAAUAAUGAAUUGACAGUAGAAGAUAUUGUAAGAGAGAGAAGUCUAUCAGUAUUUAAGAACAAAUGUCGUAUAUUCCAUAUGCCAAAAGAAUUUGAGUAUUUCAUUAAUAAAAGACGAUAA